Exaiptasia diaphana is the source of this 12448-nucleotide messenger RNA. RefSeq names its product vacuolar protein sorting-associated protein 13B-like. The record is from RefSeq and is a predicted model, not a curated record. Lineage: Eukaryota; Metazoa; Cnidaria; Anthozoa; Actiniaria; Aiptasiidae. The transcript has 34 exons.
GAAAGAACAGAAUGCAGAGAAAUAGUGCAAAAUUCCUUUACGAAGUGAACUUAAAAUGGUGACUUAAGGUUGUAGAGUUCUUUACACAGAACUACAGCAUUUGAUUCGCAAAACUAACGAGGAAAAAUGCGCAUAAAAUUUGAUUUACAMUUCAAGCAAGAUGGCGAGAGCUUCGUCUGGCCUCCGACAGAGACACUCUGUUGCGCAAAUUUGAUGUUUUGAUCACCUAAUUACAGUUUUAGGCUUCAUUUAAGUCCCAAGACUUUGUUAAAGUGACAUUCAAGAUGUUGGAGACGUAUAUAACGCCUUUGUUAAUGAGCUAUGUCGACAARUACAUCAAAAACCUCAAACCUUCUGACCUUAGUUUGUCAAUAUGGGGUGGYGAUGUUGUUCUUUACAACUUAGAACUGCGACUUGACGUCUUGGAAAAGGAGCUUCACCUGCCAAUCACUUUCCUUAGUGGAAAAAUUCACAAGCUACAAAUCCAUGUACCUUGGACAAAACUUGUAUCAGAACCAGUUGAAAUAACCAUCAAUACSAUUGAAUGUGUCAUUCAACUAAAGGACCCUUCAUUUAAACAAGAAACAGAUACUUCAAUGCACUUGACUGCAUCRGAGGUCCAAAAGGAACUGGACAAGGAAAAUCUUCACGAYAGAGGAGAACCUCCACCGGCAGGAUAUGUCCAAAGUUUAGUCAACAGAGUGGCUAAUAACAUCUCAAUUUGURUGCAUAAUGUYGUUUUGAAGUAUGUCGAAGAUGACAUUGUACUCUCUGUUAAUGUGAAGUCAGCUGAGACAUUUAGUGUCAAUAGUGACUGGAAAAAAGCCUUUGUAGACAUUGUUGCGCCUGAUUAUGUUCUACACAAGGUCUGUAACAUAUCUGAUUUGACCAUAUGCCUGGACAAGAAGAGUACYAGUGGUGGUAUCGAAAUGUAUCAGGACCCAUUGCUGUUYAAGUGUGGGUUAAGCUGCAGAGUUAAAAUAAACUAUGACGCACACUUACGUCCCAAAGGGAUCAAGCUUAACCUKUACUGCGAGUGUUUUGAUUUAUCACUAACMAAYGAACAGAUUCCUUUAUUUGUUAGAUYAUUAAAACUUUGCAUAUCAAUGUAUUACGGCACCCUGGACCUUCCUGGCUGUGACUACAAACCACACCCUGCCGCUAAACUGAUUGACAGCAACCAAGCGCAGUCCAGGAAAUCAAGUAUUUCAAGCCUGGAGCAAAAACCUGAACUAGUUGAUCCAGCAUCUUCUCCAGUGGCAGCRGMAGUUCCACAAGAGGACUGGGUCAGYUGGAUGUGGUCCUUUAUYCCRGAGGCUGAAGCAGAAGAGUCUUCAGAAGAACCAAAGCUCCUUGCACCUGAUGUCCAGGUCAAUAUAGGUCUCUACAUAUCUCAAGUUAGCUUCACUGUAAAGCUUACACAUAAAGUUAGUGAAAGCACUUUUUUUGGAGCUCAAAGGUUUCAAUUCCGACCACUAAUAAGUUGUGAGAUGUCAGGUGUUGCCGUGGAGAUGGUGUUGAAGGGAGAAGAAUUUUUUGAUGCUCAACUUGGUGUCACGUCMAUCAUGGGUUGGACUAUUGGUGAUUGUGCGUGUUACCAUGGCAAUGACCUUGACAUUAGAUCCAUWGAGGAAGAAGAAGAAUUGGAUGAAAAAGAGGAAGAAUUUCUUACAGUCAGUGCACCAGAGCAAACAACUUCAGAACCUCAAGGAUUUUUAAUCGGAUCCUUGUUCUACGAAAGUGAAAAUACUUCCUUUAAACUCCCAGAGCUGGUAUAUGAAGCCARUUCAUUUCUUGAACAAUAUUCAGAAUCUUUUGCCGUCAAACGSUUUGGUGCUUUUUUCUUUGAUUAYUUGUACACAAUGGAGAUUGAACCWGAAAAGGAGAAGACUGAAGARGGAGAGACAAUWGGCUUGGACUAYCUUGGUAAUAUAAGGCUUGUAAGGGAGGUGUCACACAAGAGRAUCAUUCUUGGUGCAACUCAUGUUCAAGUGACUACUGGUUUGUUACAUAGAAUGAUGAAGAUCUAUGAGUGUUCAUUUGAUGAUGCACCAGAAAGGAAAGUAAAAGAUGCUCCGUUUUAUGAUGAGUUUGUUGAGAAGCAGCUUCUUGCUGGAAACAUUCCCUGUCGCUAUUUCACCAUUACUAUGUUGUCUGUCAAACUAAGCRUCCCACCGUCAGACCAUGCUGAGCCAAGCAUUGCAUUACAAUCUGCUGGCCGCUCUCCAGAGAGUGCCGCAAGUCUGCAAAGUAUUCAUGAAUUGAGUAAGAUGAACUCUUCUGACUCCAUGCCAGCCUUAGUCUUUACUCUCGAUAGAAUGGAAAUUCAAAGAAACAACCCAAUGUAUCCCACAGAGCUUUGCAAGCUCAUCAUUGCCAAUGCAGACUUUCCAGCYGGCAAAUCUAUGAUACACCAUGCAUUCAACAAUGCCAUUAUUGAAAUAUUCAAUACACAAGUAAAUUUAUCACAUAAUGUGUCUGGAUGUAAAGACAUUAAUGUAAUGCCGCCAACUAGCAUGAUAUUAUCACUAAWGGAGUGUAUAUURCCMAACAACUGGGGUAAUGAAAGCAUUAAGAGAAUGGAAGCACAUCUGGAAGUACCAUCAUUAGUUUUCCACUUCACUAAACCACAGCUACUAGUUAUGCAUCAUCUGGUUUCUUCCUGGUCAGCUACUCUUCUACAGAAGAAAGACAUUCCUGUUUUAUCGACAUCAAUGAUAAACAAAGUUUUUGACAAAGAUGUUCACAGUAGUUCAUCAUCUCAUCUUGAUAUCAGCAUUACAAAUAUUGAUAUCCAAUAUUGUACAACAUCCCUUGUAAUGGCCGCUGCAUGCUCCAUGGGUGCCUUACGUUUAGCAUUGACUACAGCUAAGGAUAAUGAUGUUACCACAACAUACCUAAUGCAGGGUCCAUGUGAUACUGGGACUAUAUAUAGUGGGRCAUUAUUYAGUGGUGGAAUGCCAAAAGAGGAYCAAYURAGUAUCGUGGGGCCAGUKCUAAGCCUUUCUUUUCAGAUGACUUUAAAAUCGGAUCAACAGGACUUGAAKAGCAGUAUUAGUGUACCACAGACAACAAAGAUGUCCAAUGCCUUCCUGCUUCAUGUUAAAGGCAUAGCUGUCUGUCUAGAUCCYUUGYUGUAUUCCUGGUUGGACAGUCAACAGGACAUAACCUCACCAUCCUCAACAAAUGUUAAAAGUGAACRGGAKAGGAAAAGGAGAAGAGUUUCKUUAACUCGUACUUCAUCAAUUGGGACACCAAGAAAGAAAAGCUUUGCUAGAGUUUGUGGACCAACCACCCCACAAAAGGAGAAGAAAAGUCCAGAAGACAAAUCAAGCAGCAAGGAUGCUGAUAGUUCAUUUGGUAACCAAGGUUACACACUAGAAACCUGGCUCUUUGAUAAACUACCUUUGAUUACAACCUUUGCCGUUCAGGUUGAUGUAAAAAGUGUGACACUUUUCACYCCAGAAAGACACAUUCCUUUUGAUCCCCAAGCACAGUCCAUYCCCCAAAACCUCACUCUUCAAAGGCUCAAAGCCAARGACACCACAUCUUUCCCUUCAACUCUAGUACURUGUCUGCCAUCACUGGARUUAAAYAGCUCACAUCACAACAAAGUCUCAUUUAGACCAAAACUACCAGUUAACCUUCAAAAAAACAGCUCAAAAGACCACUUAAAGAGCGACACUUUGCCAUGGACACUAAACGCCAACAACAUGGCRGUUUACUCUAUYCACGGCACUGAACAGGACUCUGUAUACUACAUGAUAUCUCCAGUUUCUUGUACAGCAGUCUUGGCCUCAGCGCAGACGUCRAGUGUGACAUCACCUGUGACAUCAUCAUUACAUCACAACAUACCCCGUACUCAUAAGACAGGAAGUGAGAGCCACAGGGUUCCCACUCUUGGUUUUUGUGUGCAUACUGAUUUCACACCAGUAGUGGUCAGCAGUUCACGUAAACAAAUAACUCUCCUAGCAAAUAUCAUGGAGGUGUUUCUUCAUACAGUCAUUCCCUCCUCAUCUACUGAUCUCAGUACCUCUCCAUUCACACCUGCAAAGCAAGCACAUCCAACUUUACAGCGUACUACAUCAAUGACUUCAUCAUCAGCUGUAGACCAAGCAGAGAAAGAGAUUGAGUGUCAAAGUGAGUCUUCAUCGUCUUUCACAGAUGUCAAUCAGUUGGAUCAAGGUGUAAGGCUGUCUCUCUGGCUACAAUGGACAGUACCUCGCUUGGUUAUCAAACUAUUUGGUCAUCUUUCCAAGGAUAACAUACCAAUAUGCGUCACAACAGACCUUGAAGACUUGACAGCAUUUGUUGACUACCAGGACACACAUUUACAGAUGCAGUACAAAGUUGGAGCUUUUGGUGUCACUCACACAGUUAAAAGUGACUCUGAAUGGCAUCCUGGUCCAUAUGGUGGAAUAUUGUUYUCCUGUAAAGAUAUCCUAUCUUAUAAGACAUCACCACUAAUUGCAUCCCCUAGACUACCCCCCACAGGAACCUCUAGYGAYGGACCURUCAAUAACCCCCAUGGGUUCCUUACYAUUACCUACAACUGCCUGAACCUCCAUUUUAAACGUCGMCACUCWGACAGAACUAGAAGUGACUCCAUACCAAAUGAGUGYUUCAGACUACAGCAUGAAGUCCGYRUAGCAUGCCAACCAUUUGAUGUGGUUUUGUGGUCCCCAGUAAUGGUWGCUGCCAUUGAUGUCUUUGAUGCACGMCUUCUUGAYAAGUUCAAGUUUCUUUCUCAAGGGGAAUUCUCAAAAAAGCURAAACACACAARCAACACAGAGGAUACUGAGAAUGCUGUGAUUUCAGCAAGUCUUUUGCCUCUGCUCUUUGUUAAYAUGAGAGAAAUCAGGUUAUUUUUACCAUGUUCAAAUGUAACUUCAACUAAAGGGAGCCAAACAACUWUAUCACAAGACCUGAUUGUCAUCCAUCUSUCCAAAGUCUCAACCACAYCACAUCCUGACAAUCCAAUAGCUCGAAGUGUUUUGAGUAAAGAUUUGUAUGAGAAGUACGUAGGGUUUGGYCGUAGCUCCAGGCGYGCUCUGGGGUAUGAUUUACAUGAAGUGCAAUAYCARACUGACUUUAGUGGCUUUGGUAUUUGGGCUGCUAAAUGGAGUGAGUUAUGUGGUAAUCUAAGCCAGCAARRUAAAGAUAUUUUGGGUGGUGAUACKGUAAUGGAUCAGAAUCCUGCUUUAGARUGGAACACUCGUCUAUGGCAGUCAGCCAAAGAGGUCAACGUAUCUCUACUUUUGUCAGAGUCUGACUUCAAAAUAGUGUUAGCCCCAGCUGUUGCCAUGGAGAUGACCUUGCCUAAUUCCAAGGUCACCAAGAGCUUGCCAGUCUGUGGUUGGUCUUUGGAAAUGAAURUAGUGACAGAUGUUGAGUGUUAUCUUAACAAAACGCAGAUUCUACUGUUGCAGCUUCUUGCAAAGGAGAACAUUGAAAUGGUUUGCUCUUGUGAGCUAUUGUCGUCCCUCAGCCAAUCAAAUCCAAGCAGUUCUGAUGUCAGAAAACCCAUUCAUGAGGGAGAGGUCGCUGAUAGUGGACUAGGCAGUAGUCAACCCGAGCARGCCAAGAAACAUGCCACAGUGCCCUUUGAGGCAUUCUUUGCGGCCCGAAAGCUGUCAAUUAAAAUCUACACAAGACAUACUUCUCACCGACGUAAAAGUCUGCACAGUUCUCCAUUGUAUUCCAGGGAGGGGAGCCCUGGUCGUUUUUUGUCACUUCACAUCAAGCCUGUUUUGUUAGUAGACAUAGUUGAGCCAGCAGCAAUCUAUAAGGAUCAAGGUCAGGGUCCAAGCUUUCAGCUGUGGUGCUACGAUGCCAUUGUAAUUGGAUGUGAAGCAGGGAAAGGUUGGCUGCACAAGUCUCUUCCUGAAGCAUCAGACUUCAAUAUCAAGUGUUUUUCAACCAAUCCUGGUCUACCUGAUCCCAGCACUGGUGUUAAACCAUCUCUACUAACAGCAGGAAUACAACAUGGACAUGAUAAAGUUAACACCUUCAUUGAAGUUGGUCGUCAAAUCCAAUUGUCCUUCAGUCUUGACAUGAUAUCUGAGCUUGUUCAUCUGUUUGAUGACCUAAUUGUCACAUCAACGAACAAUGAUCAUAAAGAUACAGCAUCUGUUCCAGCGUCUGUUCCUGCAGGACCAAGCACAUUGCAUCACAUAGACAUCAAAACACAGGGCAUGUCACUGCAUGUAUCCAUGACAACAGAACAUGAUAGCUGUCAAAAACUAAUUGUUGCCAUGGCAAGAAACCAAAGUGAUAUGAUUAUUAAAACAUCAGUACAAGGCAAAUUUCCAAUGCUUACAUCCAAGUUAGAGUUUGAGGGUCUUGAGGUGUCUUUUGUCAUUACUGGUCAGCAGUAUUAYUUCAUCAAACCAUUUGCUGUCACRUGUGAUGCUGAAAUGGGUUCUUGGCAGAGCACACUAAUGCCGUUACCAACCAGUUUGCCUCCAAUUUGCAGCAAURUCAACAUUGGACUACUUCAAAUAGAUUUUGGUCAACAACAUUUACAAUUCAUCGCAGCAGCCUCAACAGCUGUACAAGGGUUUUUAWCUUCCGUCUUUGCUGAAAAUGACUCCAYRUCGACCUCAACAUGUGRCAACAUYUYACAWCMUACCMYAACUAGUAUGAAGAAUGAUGUCAGCCUUAGGGAAGAAGCCUGCUUAGACUUUGAAGUGGUUGAUGAAGAGAAACCUUUGAAGGAAAGKAAAGAUAGUUCUCAUGMUGCAGGAGUUGUGCAGUCAUGUGAUGACUUGAGGUCUGGACCWUUCAAGUAUGUCACUGUGUCAGGUACUACAGGUCUACAUCAUCCUGAACCAUAUGAGAUACUCUUUACCAGUGACACACGUGAUAAGCCACCAUCCAUGAUUUGGCGUUAUCCUGAACCACGUGCUCUGGCUGCAGUUCAAGUGCUUCCCCUUCCCUUUACGUCACCAGUGCUUGUGAACACUCUCAAUAUGGGGGACGAACUCAGGGUCAGUUAUCAAGUUUUGUUAUAUUUUAGUCAUUGAGAUAGAAUGGUUUGAACCCAGNCGUUACCAGACCCCUUGACCGCUGAUCCAUCAACUGUCAUUGUAUCAGAAGAAUGGCAGAUGAUUGUUGAUGCUUCAAUUGAUGUUGAACUUACUGAUGACCGUAGCUUACAUGAUGAAGAUGGAGGCUCUUCAUAUAGUAGUCCCUUUAGGUCACUCAUAAGUGCUACUUCACUGGCUGCGUCUGUUAAAGUAAACUCAGUUUACAGUCCGUCACUCAUUCCUGUGAUUUCUACACAAUUCUCCAUCAGUUUGCUUGAUAUAAAACUUCUUAGUCAUUCAGUUGGAGAGACACAAGUAUUACCAAAGUACCUACAAAACUACGCGAUAGAUCCGUCAGUCCCAACAGAGCAAGAAUUCCUGCAUUUGACCGUGGAAGGUUUGCGUGGUGUCGGUAAAUACAUUCAUGGUAAUCAGCCAGUAUCGUUGUGUCACGUGGAAUGGAACUGUUAUUGUGAAGUAUUAGACUUUGACGACCUCACCUACCAGUGUUUUCUUGAUCCAUUUGAUGCUAGUUGUGGUGUAACUUUGUUUCAUGGUGAAAUGGAAAUCACCAACAGCAAAACGUCUCAUCCACAUCAACCAGUUUGGCUGCAAGCAAGCAUUGCUAUCGGAGACAUCGAUAGCGUUAUCAGCCAAACAACAGUUCAUACAAUAGCUCAGGCUGUGAAUAGCUGGUCACGACCACUUAAUAAGCUAAAUGAGAAUGUGAUUUUUAACCAUUACAUUAUUUGUAAUGAUACUAAUGAAGAUAUACGGCUUGGGCAGGUUGAUACUGAUGAAGCUAUUCUACUUCCAAGCYGUCAUGUMUUACCUUACAGCUGGCGGAUCUCUAGACAUGUCAACCGUCAGUCCAAGAUGCAUAUGUGUUUUGAGAGCGAAGGUGAUUGGCGUUGGUCAGAGCCUUUUAACAUCGAUGUAAUUGGUGUCUGUACUCGUGUUAUACAUCAUAAACUACACAGYGCUAGUGUUGUAGUGGAUGUUGUACCAUUAUCUGGAGUGCAAAAACAGGUCAUAUUUCGUGGUGGUCUUCAAAUUACAAGCCGUCUUGCUGUCAAAACUGAUUUACAAAUCCUGAAGAACCCCUCACUCGCAUCAAUUAGUGCAGAAACGUCCACUUUGCAGGUUCAUGAAGACAUUUCAUUAUCACCCCACACCACCCUCCCAUCGUACGUMGUAUCUCAUGCAGGACUAGUUGGGAUACGUGUUCGAAUUCCUGGGACCUCAACCUGGUCAGACCCUCUGCCUUUAGAUCACUUGACCAAUGGCGAUAAUAAACAACAGAACUUGAUUGUUAAGCUGCUUGGCGUGAAAACCUUUAAAACAUUCUACCUAUGGUAUUGCCUAGAGAAGACGGUUUAUGAYCAGACUCAGAUUACUCUCUCUCCACUUUUUGUCAUGCGCAGUCACUUACCAGAUCCAGUUCUAAUGAACGUGUUCACUGCAAAGGCCAACACCACGAGUACACUCCAAGUACAUGGUAGAGGCCAGGAAGAGCAGGUACUUGAUUUAGAGCCAAAUUCCUGGCACCACCUAACAUUCCAGGUCAAUAGCCAGGGAGGGACUUCACAACCAUCGGUGCCACUGAACUCGACRCUCAUUGACUUGGUUAACAAAGUUAGUCCUGAUGAGUUUGAYGACGAGGGGACUUCGUUGGAGACUCUCUGGCCUUACUGUGUUGCUACAAAUCGAGAUGUCAAACCUACCACUGAAUCUUCUGUGACACCGUUACGUCACGUGAUCUCGUCUGUCACCAACAACCAGUCUGCAACUGAACAAAGCGAAGAAUGCAUUGAGAAAGAAGGUAUCAUUCCUUUUCCCGAUAUUGAGCUUCAAUGUCGMGUCAUUAAGAAGUGGAAUAAUCUAAGCACUCUUCUUAUCGAUGUGAUCCCAUGGUGUCUUGUUGUAAACAAGACCAUGGCUUCGCUAUACAUACGAGACAGAGAGAGCAACAUGGAGAUCGAGCUGCCAGCAAGCAAAACCAUUGCUCCUUACAAAUUUAAGGGCGAAGUCCAACUAGGCAUGCACGUGGCAGGAUCCAGCACYCUCUGUUGGUCCAAACCAAUAACAAUCACUUCCAAGGCAAAACCACUUCACGACKCUUCGAMUUUCGACUCAAAGMCACUAACAGAUGACGAUGUWAAACACGURACCAUUUCUAUCGUUUACGUCACGAAGUCUGACCAGCCAAUGGGUGUUCAGCUAACCAUGACGUCACAAUUACGUCAUGGUGUGUUAAUUGUGUCGUUYCAAGAGAAAUAUUCUAUUGUUAACUCAAGCGGUAGACCGCUGUUUGCAUUUACUGCACUCGCUGCUCAAGGGAAAAGAGUCCCUUCUGAAGCACUAACCGUAGCUAUGUCUGUACCUGCCAAUACAGACACCAAGACACCGGUAACCCUGUGGUAUAUCCCAUCAUCCUCGUCGGUCGUGUUGGACAAAGAGGGCGUGGCCACCAUUGACGAUACACUUACAGUUGUUAACUUURCACUAGACCAAGAACAMAKKAGAGACAAUCUSAAUACACCAGAUGGGUUCAGAUGGUCGUCAGCUUUCRUACUUGACCCUAAAGUAUCCCGGCAUGCACUGUCAGUUCUUGAUGGUAACGCAAGUAUACCGUUAGUGGUGACGUAUAAAGAAGUAUCAGGUGUUAUUCACAUUAUUAUAGCCRUUGAUCCUUCYCCGAGACUUGUUAUAUACAACGAYUGCCAAUUUACACUUCAAUUUGGACAGGCUGCUCCUCCGCAAAGCCCUUCUCAUCARAARGGAUCUGGGGAGAGACUCGUUGUCUUGGAGCAAAUGCAGCCUCUCUGUGACGUACCGGAAGUCCCUGCUCUCGGAAUGAUGCAUUAUGAACUUCCGGUGAUGAGGGAGUGGUUUCAGAGUGUCAAUCAARCACAAGWKAUCCCGGAUGUUCAUCUUCAAGCCAUGUACAAUGUCACUGUUGAUGAAAUUUCUGAAGAUUCUGAAGCCGCAGUCACUAUGGGUCAGAGCASUGAAGUUCCSCAGGGGUGGACCCACGGGYUUGAUAUCAACAAAGCUGGACAUUUUGUUGUYAAUCUACCAGGGAGGGGUAGGRUCAUAGUCUUUGUCUCCAAGUCAAGGCUGUGCACCWUUGUUCGAAUCAGUCCUUACGAUGAAGAUGGCGCACAAAUCGUCCMUGAUGUURAACCAAACCCAGURUCGCGAGCGUUYAAGUUUGUUUUCAGUGUAUCCAAACUAGAUAUCUGUUUARUGAAURCAAGAARUAGUGWUGGGAACCCUGUGGAAGUAUUAAGRUCCUCCUUAAAUAAUAUAACAAUCGCUCACGAGCCGAUAUCAGAGGAUGCUGUUUGURAAUUUUCUUUGAAACUGAACUCGUUCCAGCUUGACAACCAGCUGGAAGGUUGUGAGUUUCCCGUUGUACUGAUAACUAACGACGAAGCUACAAAAUCCGUAGASAAGAAGAUUUUCAGCAAGCCAUUUAUGUUAAUACAAGUAAAAUACGAGCCUGCUACUGGCGGURAACCAAUGUUUAUUCAUUCUGUCUURGUCGGUGUUAACCCAGUAACUGYAUUUCUAGAAGAUAAACUCGUCUAUGAUUUGUUGAACUUGGCAGAAUCUUUCCUUCCGCCAUUGAAACARUGCAGUACUACGAAAGACCUAAGYCCAUUUGAAACAGCUUCCAUAAURYUCGCUGCUAACUCCGUUCUUCAACCGUUGGUYAUUGGUGAGUUUACCAUCGARCCAGCAACCAUACACUUAACACUUCACGCGUCAAUCAAACUCUUCGUUGCYAUGGACGACACGCCGUUGAAUCUUGCUUCGUACCAUGUUCGGCCAGUGUUCGCYGAUGGYUCGUCGUUUGCUCGGAAUGUUUUUUACCAUUACAUAUCGUCGGUAUUYUUCAAGAUUGGUUGGGUAGUUGGUUCUCUCGAUAUUCUCGGYAGUCCAGCUGGGUUGAUAAGAAAUGUUAGUCAAGGWUUUGCCGACUUUUUCUACUUCCCUUACGAUGGUUUAACCCGAGGGCCUAGCGCGUUCGUGUCCGGAAUGUCCCACGGUGUUUCRUCGUUUGUUCGGCACAUCUCGACGGGCGCGCUGACUUCCGUUACAAACCUAGCGUCGAGUAUAUCUAGGAACCUCGAAAAAUUGUCGAUGGAUGAAGGACAUAUUAGAUUACAAGAAGAACAGAGGGCUAGAAGACCAACACGGCUUAUGACUGGUAUUACCCAUGGUCUGGGAGGAUUCGGGCUCAGUCUUCUCGGUGCCGUAGCAGGCGUGGUAGAUCAACCAAUCCAAGGUAUACAGCGUGCYAACGACGUGAAGCAAGCAGCUGCUGGUGUCCUUACAGGGGUGGGGAAAGGACUUGUCGGAGUAGUCACCAAGCCCCUUGGAGGUGCCAUGGAAUUAGUAUCACAAGCUGGCCAAGGMAUUUUACGAGGGACUGGACUUAGUCACAUGCCUUCUCGUCUUCGUCCAGUUGAGGAGAAGAUUGAGUUUGUAUCAAGCAACAGUCACUURAAAUACUCCUGGAAAAUGCUACACUUCAAGACGAAUCAAGAUCUUCUUUUAACUACURACGUUACGGUAGUAACCGUCAGCGGGCAUGAGUACAGUGGGGCGCUACUGCUGACCAGCAGUACACUAUACAUCGCAAAUUCAGCAGUCGACGCUGUACAGCAAACAUUGCAUAUUCAAGACACUGAUUUACAUAAGGACGACAAUGACAACAGAGUCAUAACAGUGACCUCUGUGAUAUCCAACAGUUUUCCUGAUAUCACUAGAGAUAACUUACCUACAGGAGACCCUGAAAGAUUGGAACAGUUYCUUCGCGACGCGCAAGCCUACGCGCGCGUUUCUCGACMCGAUGGUUCAUCGGAAGACAGCCCUGGAACAUCAAUAUUCACGAGCAAAUUUUCACURAUUGUCGACCCAAUUUUAAGGGAAACGAUUUURUCUCGAUUUAGAACUUUAAAGUACAACCUUAUGGUUGAUGCGAUACCAAUAUAAUGUCUCUCCUACCCUCCCACCGUGGUUUAAUACCCGCCACAGGGAGACCACAGAAAUAGGUUUAUAGUGUUUCAAGAAUUCACAAAUUCAAAUAUAAAGAGCAUAUAAAAACUUUCAUAUACAAACUUUCAUGUGAAAUCUAGGUWUGAUAAUAUUUAUUGAUAAAUUCCAGUUAAUAUCUAUAUUAAAAACCAGGGAGUUUCGAUAUGACGUCCUUUUGAAACUUCCGUUUAGUGAUUGGCUUCCAGAUUAAGCCUAUUCAAUGUUUGGCGCCAAACAUUGGCGCGGACGCGUCUAAAUUCCGGCUCUGAAACGCUCUUCGCARCAUGGAUUGGAACUAUCUUUGUAGUCUCGCAGAGUCUGUUUUUCUAACUUAAACUUAAUAAUAUUGUAAUUAAAAUUGUAAUUUUAUCAGA